GCUGACUGAAGCUCGAAUGGGGACUGGAGCAAGCCAGAAGGAAUAUUCAGUUAAAGAGAGCCCCCGCCCGUCACAGUCCAACGUCGAGGCCGAUUCAGCGGAGGCCAAUUCAGCGGACCCCUCUCCGCGCCCACCGGCCAUCAUCGUCACAGCUCCGUCGCGAGAGGACAUCCAUGCCUCACCGCCCACCGUGACCAUAGCUGACACCGCCAAAGAGCGGCGGCCGUCCUCCACACCCUUUGUGGUGGGCAAGAACCUGGUGGGCGGACAGUAACUUGACAUGUCGCGCCACAGAAGGUGAAAAUGGGAAUCAAAAGGGUUUUUGGUUGGAUCAGAGAAAGCAGCAACAGCUCUGAAAACCGUGGUGGUCCAAGUAUUCAGAUCCUUUAGUAGGAAUAGAAAUGCUUUUCCCCCUCUUCCUUUUUUAAACAGACGUGAUUAAAAGUCCAGCAGAAUUAGCAGUAAAUUCAUUGUCAUAUUAAUAUAGUGUGACAAGAGUGUUGGGAUGAAGCAUUAUGUUGCUAGUUUGCUAAUUCCACCAUGCUUUCAUGCUACAGUUAUAACACAUGUGAACUGCUGGGCUUGUUCUAUGUUACUUUAACAUUUAGCCAGAUUUUUCCAGUUUUUAAAUGAUUGUUCUUGAUAAACAUUAUCGCUAGCAUGUUGAUUUGUUAUGAUUAGAUGAGUGCUGAGAAGGGUCUAUUAUGGUGAAAAAAAAAACUUUACAGUAUAAACUCUUAAAAAACCUUUGUGAAUUUGUAAGUUUACAUGCAAGGCUGAGAUAUGUGUAUGCUUGCAAGCGAUUAGCAUUAGCCCAAACUAUGUGUAUGCCAGCGAUUAGCAUUAGCUGAUUCAGAUCAGCCAAUAGCAGAAAUUACAUUGUAAUAGCUAGUUUUUAACCAGUCGCUAUGCAUAUUUAUGACACACAAUGUAGAAUUUAAAUACUUUGCACAAAAAUUGCACAACGAUUUUAACCUACUUUACUUACUAUUUUUUCAUUACAGAAGGACUCAAUAUGGACUUAACAAAUACCACCCACUUGUCGACAUACGGACCGUUGCGGUUCAAACUCCGGGAAAGGUCUUAGUUGUCCCAUCGGUGGCCCAAACCAAAACAUAAUGGCGGCGCCCUUGUUAACUGAGCUGCGGCCCGUCUAGUCAGAACCAAAGCGGGUCUUCUGAAGGGUUGAAAACGAUCUUUAAUGGAAGAAUGGACGCCGUAGGAGACGACGAACCGGAUCCCAUAAAGCUCAAGUCUAUCAAGAACAAUAAAACAUUCACAGUGCCUCAAAGCGAUAGGUUUGGGAGCUGCAGAAGUGUUAGAGAGUUCGAGAAAUUUAACCGCAUCGGAGAAGGAACUUACGGCAUCGUAUACCGAGCUCGAGACACCAAGUCAGAUGAGAUUGUGGCGUUGAAGAAAGUCCGGAUGGACAAAGAGAAAGAUGGGAUCCCCAUCAGUAGCCUCAGGGAGAUCACCCUGCUGCUGAGGCUGAGACACCCCAACAUAGUGGAGCUAAAAGAAGUGGUCGUCGGCAGUCACCUGGAGAGCUUGUUUCUGGUGAUGAGCUACUGUGAACAGGAUCUGGCCAGCCUGCUGGAGAACAUGCAGACGCCGUUCUCUGAGGCUCAGGUGAAGUGUAUCAUCCUUCAGUUGCUCAGAGGCCUGGAGUAUCUCCAUCACAACUUUAUCAUACACAGGGACCUGAAGGUGUCUAAUCUGCUGAUGACAGACAACGGCUGCGUUAAGAUUGCUGAUUUUGGGUUGGCCAGGAUGUACGGCAUCCCCCAGCAGCCCAUGACGCCCAGAGUGGUCACACUGUGGUACAGAGCUCCAGAGCUCCUCCUAGGGACCAAGACCCAGACUACAGCUCUGGACAUGUGGGCUGUCGGCUGCAUCCUGGCUGAGCUGCUGGCUCACAAACCUCUGCUGCCUGGAACCUCUGAGAUCCAGCAGGUCGACCUCAUAGUUCAGCUGCUCGGAACACCCAAUGAAAAUAUCUGGCCGGGUUUUUCUCAGCUGCCCCUCAUCGGUCAGUACAGUCUGAGGAAGCAGCCGUACAACAACCUGAAGAAUAAAUUCACCUGGCUGUCUGAAGCUGGCCACAGACUGCUCAACCUGCUCUUCAUGUACAACCCACAGCGCAGAGCUACUGCCAAAGAUUCCUUGGAGAGUUCCUACUUCAAAGAGAAACCUCUACCCUGUGAACCAGACCUGAUGCCAACCUUCCCCCACCAUCGCAACAAGCGGGCUGCUGCUUCGGCAGACAGCCACCCGAAACGGAUGAAAGUGUGACGAAGAUGGCAACGGUGAGACUCGACCCCCGUGGCGGUGGCGACAUUCUCAGGAAUGGACGUUGGUUUCUGCUCACGAGGACGUUUUACUCUGGAAUGUUGAGCAAAUGAGGACCUGUUCAAUUAGCAUCCAUUUCAACACAGCUAAAGCCAACAAACUCCAAUUAGAGGUCAUCUAAAAAAGGCUGUAAGCACACCUUCUCUAAUGCAGAUCCAGUGUUUAGAGGUUGUCAGAUUUCUUAAUAUUCGUAUUGCUGCCAAGGUCUGCGCACUAAAUAAAAUGAAAGUAACGAGGGCUAAGUUGCCUCGACAAAUGUCCUUUUGUGUCGAGCAUUUGUCACAUUUUAGAUGUUCUAUAAGAAUCUGUGAUCUGUGAUCAUUUUGGAUUCCUAACAUCAAAACGAUAAGACUGUAAAAAGGCACGAGUAGAAGAAACUGAACCCACUUGCUUGAGCUCUGCCCACAGUUCCACUGGGUCUGCGUGACGGCCUCUCUUUAAGAGUAUUUUUUAAACAGCAUUGGCGAAAAUACUGCCUUUACGACUCAAAGAAAACCAGAGUUUGUGGCAAAAUGAAAUGAAAAGGCAGCCUUGUUAAGAUCUUAGGUUUGGUCCUCAUAGCCAUAAGUGAGUGUGUUUACAACCGGCUGCGUGCCCUGUCAAAGUGUCCUUGAGGUGAAAUACUGAACUCCUGAACUUGCUCGCUUAUUGUUAGUUGUUACAGGAGUUUGACUUUUUCGGAAAUAUGCUUAUUCCCUUUAUUUUAUUUUAUUAAGAGUUACAUGAGAAGAUUCAGGGUUCCCACUCUUUUCUAGAGAUAAUUCUCCAGGACAUGUUUAGUGAUGAUCUAGCUGGUAUGACAGACAGAAAUCGCGCCAUACACUAAUGAAUCUCCUUUUUCUCUUAUGAAUAAUAGUAACCAUUUAUGCCUGAACACCAGUAAGACAAACAGUAGCCUACAAUUUAGCUGAAUGGCAAAUCUAGCCUGAAAAAUACCCAAAUGUACCAUUCAAAGCUCAUCACACCAUACUUUAGCCCCUUUACUAGCAAUAGUAAGAGUCUUUAUUAAGAAGACUAUUCACACCCACUGUGAGCUGCCGCUACUAAAGUUAAACAUGUAAUGUCAUGUCAUGAUCCAUUUUACCUUAAUAAUGCUAGCAAAGUGAAACAGUACCGAUAGCCGGAGUUUUGGGCUCACAUUCAUGUUUUUGAACCUAUUGCUCAAAGCUAAAGUCAAUUAUCACAAAAACCUUUGCUGGCAAAACGAGCUAGCGUCAACUUUUAGCAAGUGAACCAAGCAUGCUAAUCAAACACUGCUAUCAUACGACGAGACUUGUUUCAGCAUCGAGUUUCUGAUACUUGACUGUGCUAAAUAUGUUUAAACCAUCAGCUAAUGAACAUAAUAAAUAAUGUAAAAACUA
Molecule: messenger RNA, 3710 nt
Organism: Anarrhichthys ocellatus (wolf-eel)
Lineage: Eukaryota; Metazoa; Chordata; Actinopteri; Perciformes; Anarhichadidae
Gene: cdk10
Product: cyclin dependent kinase 10
Exons: 14
Coding region: 1210-2292 (360 amino acids)
Biological process (GO): protein phosphorylation; regulation of mitotic cell cycle
Cellular component (GO): nucleus
Molecular function (GO): ATP binding; cyclin-dependent protein serine/threonine kinase activity
Source: RefSeq, a predicted model, not a curated record